AUGGCAAUUGAUAUUUGUGUUGAUCAUCCUAGUGCCUUUUGGAAUCGGAAAAAGCAUAUUGUAACUCUUCCAUAUGAAGAUGACUUCUCAGAGGAAAAUAUCCCUACCAAAUCACGUCCUUGUCAGAUGAAUACCGAAUUGGUUGAAUUCUGCAAAAAGAAAAUUGAUAAUUUAUUACAAAAAGGUUUGAUAAAGCCUUCCAAAUCACCAUGGUUGUGUACUGCUUUUUAUGUUAAUAACGCAACAGAAAAAGAACGAGGCGUUCCCAGGAUGGAUCCUCCUUGGGUAACCAAGGCUAGAGGAAGGGGCAGCUAUACUCGAGGAAGGGGAAGAUCAUCCUCCUCAAAAUCAUCAGGAUCGUCAUACGGAUCCUCAUCCAGCUCUCCAAUUAUACAAAGGGGAGAAAUGAGCUUGGUAAAACUAACAAGCUCUUCAAAAGAAGUUACUUCUUCGAUACAUAUGGAUGAUAUUCCAGAAAAUAAUCCAUUAUACGCCCAACUGAGAGCAUAUUUAUCUCAAAAGCAAAGUGAUACUUUUGCAUCGGUGGCGAAAGAAGAGGUUGAUGAUAUUAAAUCCUACGAAAGGGUAGUAAAGAAAGAAAUGAUAUUUCUUAUUGAAAACUCUGAGAUAUAG
Solanum verrucosum is the source of this 633-nucleotide messenger RNA. RefSeq lists its product as uncharacterized. The record is from RefSeq and is a predicted model, not a curated record. Bases 1 to 633 code for a protein of 210 amino acids. NCBI's taxonomy places the organism in Eukaryota, Viridiplantae, Streptophyta, Magnoliopsida, Solanales, Solanaceae. The transcript has 2 exons.